AUGCAACAUAACCCCAGCGAUUAUCUGGCGCCAAUUACCUCCAGGGAUGAUCUGUCGCUUCGCCGCCCUGCUUCCUCGCCUAGAGAGACAGCCCGCAGCGACUCGAUUUCAGCAUCGCAUCAACGACCAACGACUCCCAACGGUGCUGGUGUUCCUGAAGAGAGUUCUAUCCCAGAGAGUACUGGGAAACAUGGCAACUCCAUGGAGCAAGCUCCGGCUACAGCCCAAUCACCUAGAAUAGAUGCUGAGGGAUAUUCCGAGCGGCCGGCUAAUCUUGACGAAAUAACGCGACUUCAAAAAGAAGCUGCUGCUGCUGCCGAAGAGCCCGGUCUAAACCUCACUAUUCGUGACCAACCUAUCGAGGAGGACGAGGGUGAAGCGAAAAUGGCUUUGAACGAGGUGGCGAACACCUUGCGAUUGAAAGCACAACAAUCCGGCCUAUCUCGUGGGGUUGGAACGUUGCGUGGACGCCGAGAGGUUAGGAACACCAUUUUCGUCCCGAAUCCACCCAGCGAAGAUUCAAGCUUGAGCCCACUUCCCGGUCUAGUUGCGGGACCACCACCCGUUUCCCCAUCGCACGUUCCCAAGAUGGUCGCAUCUCCUCCUAGUAGUCACGAUGACCACGCUUUGUCGGAUACAACGUCCAUCCAUUCGUCACAAACCCUUCAUAGUCUGUCAGGACCUGUUUCACACCCUGAUAUGCCCGAGCCUGGCCUUAAUGCAUCCAUUGUGGAAACGGUCAAUGCCUGGUUCUCUGAUGGCGCUGUUACCCGCUCCUUCGUUGUUGGAGAACUGGCUCUGGCGUAUAACUCGACCACGAGCCCCCCUUCGGAUCCUGAGCUUGUCCGCCUAAAUAAUUUCGACUUAUUAGAAAAAGUCGCGGCAAAUCCUAUCCUCGCCACAGAAGCCGGACACUCCUUGAAAGGCAAGGAGAAGGAAAAUGGCUCCGGUAACGAGGAAAGGAAGGGGGAAUAUCUAAUCUCGCUUCCCAGUAUCGCACGAUCGACUCCCACGGUUGCUUUCAAAUAUCAAAUACAUCUCAAUCCUUCUAACUUCUCGGCCUAUUGCCCUAUUAUAUUUAACCCUGUUUGGAAUUUGGAAGAAUUCCAAGCCAGCGUUAUCAUUACUUAUUCAAUAAACCCCAACUUCAUUUCUGCAGAGUCAUCCACACCUAUCACACUUAAGAAUCUCGUGCUCACCGUCAACCUGGACCUAUCCCCACAAGAAGACGAAACCACCAAGCAGCCUCGCGAAGUUGCUCGCGCCACGGGAGCAGUCAUGUAUCCCAACACUGGCGCUACGUUCCGCCGCAAAACAUCAGCCGUCACAUGGAGAAUGUCAGAGUUGGAAGUAACCACGGCAGGCGACCAACGGUUCCUCGCUCGAUUUUCAACAACGGUGAGCGGACCCCGCAAGGGGAGAGUCGAUGCCAAGUUCGACGUCCUGAAUGCCAACAGCGGAGACAGGCUGGGUAUCAGCGUUCAGACUUCUGGCCAUAAGCAGGACAAGAAGGCCGAUGACCCGUUUGCUGAUGAGUCUCUGGCGACGGGUAAUGGGACGACGGAAUCACCAGAACCCAGCCCCGCAUCGAAGACAUGGGAAGAAGUCUCUACACGACGAAUACUAACGGUGGGGCGAUAUAUCUCUUUCGGAUGA
This is a messenger RNA of Blastomyces gilchristii SLH14081, 1656 nucleotides long. RefSeq lists its product as uncharacterized. The record is from RefSeq and is a predicted model, not a curated record. The transcript is spliced from 4 exons. Bases 1 to 1656 code for a protein of 551 amino acids. Lineage: Eukaryota; Fungi; Ascomycota; Eurotiomycetes; Onygenales; Ajellomycetaceae.